AUGGGGACACUGCCUCCGACUCCGGGGGCUGUGCCCGCUAUUCGACCUGUGCCCAUGGAAAAGAACUAUUCGCUCUCACCGUCGGAGCUACCGACGCCCCCUGACGACGUGAACCUCGCUGUGGCACCAUCCCGCUCGCCCCUGCCAGGGGCCCCAGGCUGGAUGGCGCCACCAGUGGACCGCAAGUCCCCACUCAUUACGCCGGCCUAUCGCGCGGAGCUUCCGCGUCACACGCCCCUGUCGUAUAUGCGGCUGCGGCCUUACUCCGUCGGUGGGUCGACCUUCCAGCUGUCCGCCGAGCGGCAAGGCACGACUGAGCCGGCCGACGACACGGACAUGUCGGUCGAUGACGUGUUUGCGGUGUCGGGACAUGCGGAUGAUCGCCGCCUCCGGACAAUGGACCUGGCCUCGGAUGUUGACGAUGCGCCAGUCAGCCCAGCGCUGGCCAAACAUGAUACGGAUGACUCGGUGCCCUCGCUCGAGAACAGUUUUGCGCGCUCAUUCCCUGAGAGCUUAGCACGCUCUCCUCUUCCGCGCCGCGCCUCGCACCGAAGCGUGGACUCCUCUGCACGCACCAUGACGCCGGCUGGUCCGUCGCGCCGCGCACCGUACAAUGUGCCGUCUCGUUCUCCUGGCUCGUUUGGUCCGCUAAGUCAUGCAUAUGCCAUGAACAUGACGCCGUCAAGCAAUCGCCCGGCGCGCCUGGCCUCAUGGGCCGCCUACUCACGGCCUGCUAUGAUGUUGGGCCCCAGCAUGUCGGCGCCUAUGACGACGUUCUCCAGUGUGUAUGCGACAUACGACGACGAGGAGACCGACGACGAAGUGUCGGCUGUGGACGAUGACGCAACCGACGACGAAACGGAAGGGAGCGGGUCCCGCCAUUCCCGCGGUGUUCCGAUGCGCCGGGCGCCCUUCAACGACUCGUACGGCUCCAUGACACGCUCGGUGCCUGUGCGGACGUACGGUGCCUUUUCGCAUUCGCCCGACGAAAUGUCGCGUGCGCAGGUCCAUAUGGCUGUGGCAGCGCUCGACCGGCUAUCCAUGACGGGCACGCGCAUGGACGACGAGAAGAAGAGCGUCUCGCGCGCGCACAUUGACGAGAACGACGAGGUAGCUGCGAUCCGCGACCGUUUGGGUGGUGCAGCACAUUGCUCAGCCUUUAUUUCCAAGCUGUGGCAUCUCAUGAUUAAUCCAGACAUCUACGGCAAGUACAUCCACUGGAACGAGGCAGGCGACGCCAUUAUUAUCAACAGCGAACCCGAAGUCGCAGCCGAGUUUGCGGCAGAGGUGCUGCCGAAGCUGUUCAAGCAUGGAAACAAUGCCUCGUUUGUGCGGCAGCUCAAUCUAUACGGCUUCCAGCGCGUGUCCUCCUCACGCUUGCUCGAUGCAGCUGAGAUGCAUGCUAUUGCGACGCGUGGCACUACGUCGGUAGGCAGCCAGGCGAGCACGACUUUGCGCACCCCCGCUUCCGACGGGGACAAGAAGCGUGGCUCGUGA
This is a messenger RNA of Malassezia sympodialis ATCC 42132, 1497 nucleotides long. RefSeq lists its product as uncharacterized. Gene Ontology annotation, biological process: regulation of DNA-templated transcription. The coding region runs from base 1 to 1497 and encodes 498 amino acids. The record is from RefSeq and is a predicted model, not a curated record. The transcript is spliced from 2 exons. Gene Ontology annotation, molecular function: sequence-specific DNA binding; DNA-binding transcription factor activity. Lineage: Eukaryota; Fungi; Basidiomycota; Malasseziomycetes; Malasseziales; Malasseziaceae.